Lucilia cuprina (Australian sheep blowfly) is the source of this 1625-nucleotide messenger RNA. RefSeq names its product transcription factor IIIA. Lineage: Eukaryota; Metazoa; Arthropoda; Insecta; Diptera; Calliphoridae. Bases 72 to 1451 code for a protein of 459 amino acids. The record is from RefSeq and is a predicted model, not a curated record. The transcript has 2 exons.
CUUUCUAAACUAAAAAAUCAAAACGUGAAGUUUGCAAACAAUUGAAAAAAUUAUUAAAAUUUUAAAAUAAAAUGCCUCCUGGUGGUCCAGUUACUUCUGAUAGUGAUAUGGAAAGUGUUUUAUCACUACAAAUAGAAAUUCCCAGAGUUCGGCGCAAUAGCGUAGGGCCCAAAUACUAUUGUAGCGUAGAGGGUUGCGGUCAAAGUUUUAAACGUUUGGAUCAUUUGGACAGACAUGAAUAUAAACAUACAGGAAUAAAAAAACACGCCUGCCACUAUGAGAACUGUACGAAAACCUACUCCAUAGUUACCCAUUUAAAGAGGCACAUACGCUCCACUCAUGAAAGGCAACCAGAGGAAGUGAUUAAAAACGUACCCUGUGAGGUGGAUACUUGUGAUAAACUCUUUACCAGUAUCAGUAAUAUGCAACGCCACAUACGUGAGGUGCAUGAAAAUCCCAAAGUUUAUCAAUGUCAAUUCUGUGAAGAAAAGUUUACACAAAAAUUAAAAAUGCGCCGACAUGAGAUAAGUAAACAUACGGGAAUAUAUCCUUAUAACUGCGAUAAGUGCUCGAGGGGAUUCUAUCAAAAAUGGCAAUGGGAAAAACAUGAGGAAACCUGUAAAAUAUAUCCCUGCUCUAAUUGUGAUGAAACGUUCGAUAAGUGGACGUUGUUCCUAAAACAUUGCAAAGAAACUCAACAUUCACGUAAAUACUAUAAAUGUGAGUACUGUGAACGAGCCUAUGUAAAGCCGGGGGAGUUACAAAAGCAUGUGGCAGCCAAACAUUUGGAGGAUGAAAACAGCUGUGCGGGAGCUUAUAAAUGUUCCUAUGAAGGUUGUCAGAAAUCCUAUGCUUAUGAAAGAAAUUUACGCCAACAUAUUGCCACAACACACGAAGGAAAGAAAUUUAAAUGUUCCAAAGAGGAUUGCGAUAAAGAAUUUAGUUCUUCGCAAAAUUUACAGAAGCAUUUGAAAAGAGAUCAUUGUCCGGAAAUGGCGGCUAAGCAAAAGGAACAAGCCACUAACUCUAACAAAACCACACUCAAACGUAAACAACGUAAAGAUGCUGGCAUGCCAAAAGUUUCACAUUUAGCUCAAUUAUCGGGCAUAACGGUGGAUAAAGAUUUGAAUAAGAGAUUAAAAUCAAGGGAUUUCGAGGCUUUAGAAGAGGUUAAAAAACAAUUAUCACAAGAAAUGGAUGUGGAUAUAACAUCGGAGGAAGAGGAAGAAGUAGUAAAAGAAAUUGUUAUGGAAAAUGAGAAUAGUGUAAGGGAUGUCGCGAAAAAUGGAAUAUUGAAACAAUCAACUUUUAAAUCAGUAAAUAAAAAUGCAGAAACGAUAACUGAAGGCGAGAUUCUGGAGGAAAACUUUGUAUGUGAAAAUGAAGAUCAGAUAAUGCAUAAAACUAGUACAGAUUGCACCAAGAAUGAAACAUAUAGUCAAACGAAAUGAAAUAGAUCUUAAGAUAUGUAUAUUUAACAUAAAACGUAUCAUUUAUAAAUUAUAAUUGUGAAUGAAUUUUGAAUAGUGUAAAUAGUGUUUUUCGUUAAUUCUUGUAUCAAAUUUGUAUGGGAUUAUUUUGUAAUUUUAUUGAAAAAUAAACUCUAUUUUCCUUUAAUAAUGGCA